Molecule: messenger RNA, 2727 nt
Organism: Aspergillus steynii IBT 23096
Lineage: Eukaryota; Fungi; Ascomycota; Eurotiomycetes; Eurotiales; Aspergillaceae
Product: putative C6 transcription factor (War1)
Exons: 4
Coding region: 1-2727 (908 amino acids)
Biological process (GO): DNA-templated transcription; regulation of DNA-templated transcription
Cellular component (GO): nucleus
Molecular function (GO): DNA-binding transcription factor activity, RNA polymerase II-specific; zinc ion binding; transcription cis-regulatory region binding
Source: RefSeq, a predicted model, not a curated record
AUGGAGAUUGAUCCGCGCCUGCGCGCCGGCUCCGACAGCCACUCCGCUGAAACGCCCGCCCUGUCGCACUCGCACUCGCAUCCCCAUGCGCCAGCCCAUUCCUACGCCUCCUCCCCGGCCACGAGACACCCCGACCUCAGCGCCUCCUCGUCCCGCACCACCAGCGAAUAUCCCGACCCGCCGUCCCACUUCUGCGGCGAACAUGUCCACUCCGCCGCCGCCUCGGCUACCACGAAUGAUGUGAGCUACUACGGUGCGUCGUCUGCCCAUUCGUUGUACCAGGGAGGCUCGAGCGCCGACGUGGUGGAUCCGAACGACCCCUAUGCGGAUUUGAAGCGCCCGCGCGCCUGCGAGGCGUGUCGGCAGCUGAAGGUGCGCUGUGAGCCGGACAUGAAUAAUCCGAAUGGCUCGUGUAAGCGCUGUGCCAAGGCGAGGAGGUCGUGUGUUGUGACGGUGCCGACGCGGAAGCGCCAGAAGAAGACGGAUAGUCGCGUUGCGGAGUUGGAGAGGAAGAUCGAUGCUCUGACGGCCAGUUUGCAGGCGUCGCAUGGUCAGGAUCCGUUGGUGCAGCAGCAGCAGCAGCACCAGCACCAGCACCAGACGCCGCCGGUGGAACCCCCGCGCGAGGAACAUGCGGGGAGGAGGUGGUUAGGGCCGACGGCGCAGGCGGCUGGAUCGACGACCGAGGAUCCGCAGAUGGUUUUGUCCGGGGCGAAACGGCAGUAUAGCGGGGAGAUCAAGGAUUCUCGGAAUGAGUCGAUUCUUGGACGCGAGACAACAAGUCCUGGCUCAGAGCAUGCGGACGGGAGACACUGGCGAUUUCCGGAGAAGCCUGCGCCCAAGUCGCAGACAAGUGACUUCGUGGAUGUGAUUGACCGGGGCCUCGUCAGCGUUGAAGUUGCUUCGGACGCAUUCAAUCGUUACGUGGACCGAAUGGCCAAUAACAUUCCCAUGGUGGUAUUCCCUUCCGGAACCACAAUGACUGAAGUCCGCCGAUCGAAACCCAUCCUACUCCAUGCUAUUGUCGCCGCUGCCAUCGGUGCAAUCCAGCCCGAUCUACACCUCCCCUUGGUCAACGACUUCUACAAAGUCAUCGCAGACCGCAUCAUCGUGCGCGGUGAAAAGUCGCUCGAGAUCAUGCAGGCUCUGCUCGUCACUUGCAACUGGUACGCCCCGCCGGAUAACUUCGAAGAGCUGAAGUUCUACCAGCUCAGCCAUCUGGCUUUGACCGUGGGCAUUGACAUCGGCAUGUAUCGGAAAUUCGCGGCGCGGAAUAAACAUUUCAGUCUGGUGAAGGACCUGAUGGCCAAGAAGACGUCGUCGCAGGAUCUGGAUUCCCCGGAGGCGCGACGUGCUUGGUUGGGUUGUUAUUUUGUUGCGGUGCAGGUGUCUACUUCGUUAAGGCGGCCCAUUCUGGUCCGUUGGAGCUCCUACAUGGAUGAGUGUGUGGAGGUUCUCGAGAAAUCACCCGAUGCCUCGCCAACGGAUAAAUCGAUGAUCCACUGGGCCAAACUGGCCCAUAUUAUAGAGGAGAUCAACAUGCAGUUUGUGGGUGAUGACGCAACGGCCACCGGUGCCUUUGUCGACCCAAAAUUCCAGUAUACGCUGAAGGUUUUCGAAAAGCAACUUGAGCAGUGGCGCAGGGAAGCGCGACCUUAUUAUUCCCCCAUGCUAAAACAAGCAGAAUGUAUUGUCGAUCUCUACAUGCAUGAAGGCGCCAUGCACAUGGAGCUAAAUGAGGAGCAGAAUACGGCUGAGGAUUAUUCGAGCCCGACCAGUGCUGCUCACAUGAAUGCGCUGAGUGCUUGUCUCACCUCUAUACACCAGGCGCUGGACACGAUCUGCUCAAUUGAUGUCAAGGACCUAGUUUCUUUACCGGUCGUUGCUCUGGCUCGAACUUCUUUUGCCGUCGUCGCUCUUAUUAAGUUAUUUUCAUUGGUGUCUGCUCCGGAAACGCGCAUUGGACAGGUCAUCGACCCGUCUAGUUUGAGAGUGGAAUACUACAUGGACAAGGUGAUUCAACACUACAACCACGCAGGCAACCUUCCAGGCGGCCGUACUCCCAACAAAUUCUCCGUGGUCCUCCGCAUGCUUCGCAGCUGGUUUGUGAAGCGAAAGGACCAAAUCCCCGCUCUGCAAGAGGCGAUGAGCGGGAAACGCAGCGUUGUACUAUCUCAAGAUGGACCAGACCAUGAACCCAGCCAACCCCCCAAACCCGGCCCAACUCCCCUUCAUCUCCUCAGCGAAGUCGCCAUGGGCGAACCCAAGAACCCCUCUCAACUCUCCUACGCCCGCGGCCAAACCCAAACCCAAUCCCCAUUAACCUCUCAAACCCCUGACUCCCUCCCUCACUCCACCCUCCUCUCCAACACCUCCCAAUCUCAACCCCUCGACCCAGCAGCCACAACCACCCCCUCCUCCGACCCCUGGCCCCAAUAUCCCUCCGCCACACCUCGACAAUACUAUCCCCCCUUCACCUCUCCGUACCAAAAUCUCCCCUCCUCAUCAACAUACCCGGACCCCAACGCCGAUAAUCUCGUCAUGUCCGGUCCGUCGGCUCCCACACCGGGUUUCUUUCUGCCCGAGCUGGGCCUACAGGUCGGUGGGGAUCCGGAUAAUUUGUUCGCGCUGGAGAAUAUGUUUGGGUAUGGGGUGUUGAACUUUCCGAUGGAUUUUGGGGAUGGGACUGCUGGUGGUGGUAGUGGCGAGGGGAUGGGGUUUUAUUGA